UGUAAACCUGCCUCCAAAAUUUCAAGCAAACAAGCAACCAAUUUAUGGAGUGUUCAUUAAGGUUUUCCAUUGCACAAAUUCAAAAUGUACACUAAAUACAGGUGGAUGGAAACUGAUAAUUUUGUGGUUGUUUUCCUGUGAAUGUCCAGUGACCAAAUCUUGAACUAAGACAACAAUUGAAACUCACUCACUGAUUUAUGAAAAGUAAAUAUAUUCUAAGUGUAUGAUUUUUCCUUCCUGCUGGGAACAUUGAGCCUCUAACUUGCCAAAAUAAACAUUAACAUGUAUCCAUUGUUGUUACUUUUGUUCCAGAGAAAGAUGCAUGCUAUCCUGAUGAUCGGCUGCUUUGUCCUCGCUGCAACAGACUACUUCCUCGGCUCUGCCCACAUGAUCCCUGAUGAGAGACUCUCCACCAAUAGGGUCGUUGUAGCUAAUGCUCUGUCUCAAAGCCUUGACAUGGGCUCACCGCCUGUUGUUAUUGUAGAGUUACCUAAAUCAGUGAAGAAAAACAAGAAAACAAAGAAACAAAAAAAGACCAAAUUUAGUGUGAAGAAACGUCCUCCUCCUCCUGCUGACUGCAUUGCCCUAUGGGGAAGCUGUAAAUCUCCAGGCAAUGUGUGCUGUGAUUUCUGCGCCUUCUGCCAGUGUCGGCUCUUCAGAACUGUCUGUUACUGCCGAAUGGGCAACCCUCGCUGCUGAACAGCCGGCCGCAGCCUGAACCAGCUCAGAGCUAACAGAAUAAAACUUCAUGCUAAAACAAACAACUUGAAGUGAACACUGUGAGAGGUGAAUCAUUUCUAGUUCUCGGUUUGUAACUUUGCCUAAAAUUCACUGCAUGAAAGCACUUUAUCACAGACGACUGCACCACAGUGAACUUUCCUAAAAUCUUACAGGGUGUAAUGCUUAUAGCACUUGAUGAAACUCACAAAUAAAAAAAAAGAAGUUUUUUUUAUUUUACUUUGAGCUUUUAGCACGCAUGAAUACAGUAUGUCUGCUCAAAACAUUUAUAUAUGUUUUAUU
Thunnus maccoyii (southern bluefin tuna) is the source of this 1020-nucleotide messenger RNA. RefSeq names its product agouti signaling protein 1 (gene asip1). The transcript is spliced from 3 exons. Gene Ontology annotation, biological process: hormone-mediated signaling pathway; positive regulation of melanin biosynthetic process; melanosome organization. The coding region runs from base 283 to 699 and encodes 138 amino acids. The record is from RefSeq and is a predicted model, not a curated record. Gene Ontology annotation, molecular function: melanocortin receptor binding; neuropeptide hormone activity. Lineage: Eukaryota; Metazoa; Chordata; Actinopteri; Scombriformes; Scombridae. Gene Ontology annotation, cellular component: extracellular region.